Molecule: messenger RNA, 1487 nt
Organism: Girardinichthys multiradiatus
Lineage: Eukaryota; Metazoa; Chordata; Actinopteri; Cyprinodontiformes; Goodeidae
Product: rho GDP-dissociation inhibitor 1-like
Exons: 6
Coding region: 491-1159 (222 amino acids)
Biological process (GO): Rho protein signal transduction
Cellular component (GO): membrane; cytoplasm; cytosol
Molecular function (GO): Rho GDP-dissociation inhibitor activity; protein binding
Source: RefSeq, a predicted model, not a curated record
CAUCUGCCUUCCUCUCAGAGGCUGCUGCAAGAACAAAUGUCAAAAUAAAAACAAAACUACACCUGAUUGUGUUGAAGCCUUUAGAUUUCUUCGUUUUACCCAAUGAACUUCAGAUAGAGAAAGAAAAAGCAGCAGACAGAGCCAGCUGAUUCUCAUGUCUGCUGCUUCCACCUCAUCAUUCCUCCGUCUCUCCCUCCCUCUUCACUCUCUCCAACUCACACAUCCACACCCACACCCAAGGAUACCCUCAGUGCUUCAUUGUCGCUGUUUCCCACACACUGCUCCCUUUUUUCUCUUUCACUUUUUGCCCACCCUCUCCAACUACAAGCAAAUUUAUUGAUGCUCUCUGGGGAAGAAAUGCUCGCCUGACCCUGUUGCUGAGACUUCUUUGGAUGCUCUUCGUUUCUCCAUUCUUUCUCUCCCACGUUGCUGCUACCUGUGGAGGUCCCUCGGUUCUCCAGUUCAGCCAUCUACAGUGCAGAGAGGAACCAUGCUGGGUUUGGAUGUGUGUGAGUUCGGGGGUCAGGUGCUGGAGCUGCUGUGGCUGACCAUGUGCUACAGAGGUCUGCUGGCUGACAAGACUAAUUUGGCUAUAGAGGAGGAAGAUGAUGACAGGAACCUGAACUACAAUCCUCCGGCUCAGAAGUCGCUGCAGGAGAUUCAGGAAAUGGACAAAGAUGAUGAAAGCUUGGUGAAGUACAAGCAGACCCUGCUGGGGCCAGAGGCAAUGAGUGCAGACCCCUCUGAGCCUAACGUCAGAGUGACCAGACUGAUCCUGUUGUGUGACGAUACUUCUGAACCAAUCGCCAUGGAUCUCACAGGAGACCUGAGUGCUCUGAAGGAGACCAGCUUCACCUUGCAGGAAGGAGCCAAAUACAGGCUGAAGGUUUACUUCAAGGUGAACAGAGAUAUUGUGUCUGGCUUGAAGUAUCGUCAAGUGACCUACAAAAAAGGAGUAAGAAAGAACACUGUAGUGUGCAUGAUGGGAAGCUAUGGCCCACGAGCAGAGGAGCAGGAGUUCCUGUGUUCAGUUGAUGAGGCGCCUAAGGGGAUGAUGUCCCGAGGUCAAUAUGUGGUCAAAUCCUGCUUCACCGAUGAUGACAAGAACAUCUACUUAUCUUGGGAGUGGAUCCUUAACAUCAGCAAGGAUGGAAAUUAACAGGAAGUGUGACAAAACUGAUGCCGAAUUAUUUCCCUUCUUCCAUACUUGCCUUUUAUUUAUUAUAUCCUCUGUCCUCUCUUUAUUUAUUAUAUCCUCUGUCACCUUCUUUCUUUCUAUAAUUGCACACACCAAGAGAGGAACCUCUGUUUACAGUUAUCUUUUCCCAUUUUCUUUACAUUUUCUAGGUUAUCUCCAUCAUUCCUAAUGUUGUCUAUUCUUUUUAUUACCAUUGCUCCCUUCUGCCUUAUUUAGUCAUGUUUCCUAACCCAGAAGGUCAGGUUGGUCAGUUUUAAGCACAUAAUGAAACAUCGCUGAAGGAUUAAUG